AUCCAGACUCCCUGUGGGGAGGUGAGGCUGCUAGUCCUGGAGGGAGAGUCCCAGGAGGAGGAGAGGGAGGAGCUGAGGGGGGCAGGGCUUUGGGAAGGGGUUGCUCCGAGGCCUCCAGGGAAUGGGGCCAGCAGCAGGGCUGGGCGCCCCUCGAGCGCUGAUACUCUGGGCCGCACUGGGGGCAGCAGCGCACAUUGGACCUGCACCUGACCCGGAGGACUGGUGGAGCUACAAGGAGAAUCUCCAGGGAAACUUCGUGCCAGGGCCCCCCUUCUGGGGCCUGGUGAACGCAGCCUGGAGUCUCUGCGCUGUGGGGAAGCGGCAGAGCCCUGUGGAUGUGGAACUCAAGAGGGUCCUCUUUGACCCCUUUCUGCCCCCGCUGAGGCUCAGCACGGGUGGAGAGAAGCUCCGGGGAACCCUAUACAACACUGGCCGCCACGUUUCCUUCCUGCCUGCACCGCGGCCCGUGGUCAACGUGUCUGGGGGACCCCUCCUUUAUAGCCACCGACUCAGUGAACUGCGGCUACUAUUUGGAGCACGUGAUGGAGCCGGCUCUGAACACCAGAUCAACCACCAGGGCUUCUCUGCUGAGGUGCAGCUCAUUCACUUCAAUCAGGAACUCUAUGGGAACCUCAGUGCUGCCUCCCGGGGCCCCAAUGGCCUGGCUAUUCUCAGCCUGUUUGUCAAUGUGGCUGGCACCUCCAACUCCUUCCUCAGCCGCCUCCUUAACCGUGACACCAUCACCCGCAUCUCCUACAAAAAUGAUGCCUACUUUCUUCAAGACCUGAGCCUGGAGCUUCUGUUCCCUGAAUCCUUCGGUUUCAUCACCUAUCAGGGCUCUCUCAGCACCCCGCCCUGCUCAGAGACCGUUACCUGGAUCCUCAUUGACCGGGCCCUCAAUAUCACCUCCCUCCAGAUGCACUCUCUGAGGCUCCUGAGCCAGAAUCCUCCGUCCCAGAUCUUCCAGAGCCUCAGCGGUAACGGCCGGCCCCUGCAGCCCUUGGUCCACAGGGCCUUGAGGGGCAACAGGGACCCCCGGCACCCCGAGAGGCGCUGCCGAGGCCCCAACUACCGCCUGCAUGACUAAUGUCUUCUCCCCGAUGGUGUGAUCUUCCUUACAGUGGAUGGUGCCCCACAAGGUCGCUGAGACUCCCUCCUGAAGACUGCGCCUGCCGUCCCAAGCCUUCCAUCAGGGAAGGGGAAUUACCCCCAAAACACUAAUAUUAAAGGGACAGAAUACUUCCUG
Sorex fumeus (smoky shrew) is the source of this 1246-nucleotide messenger RNA. RefSeq names its product carbonic anhydrase 11 (gene CA11). The coding region runs from base 122 to 1087 and encodes 321 amino acids. The transcript has 9 exons. NCBI's taxonomy places the organism in Eukaryota, Metazoa, Chordata, Mammalia, Eulipotyphla, Soricidae. Gene Ontology annotation, molecular function: zinc ion binding; carbonate dehydratase activity. The record is from RefSeq and is a predicted model, not a curated record.